Onthophagus taurus is the source of this 1679-nucleotide messenger RNA. RefSeq names its product alkaline phosphatase-like. NCBI's taxonomy places the organism in Eukaryota, Metazoa, Arthropoda, Insecta, Coleoptera, Scarabaeidae. Gene Ontology annotation, biological process: dephosphorylation. The record is from RefSeq and is a predicted model, not a curated record. Gene Ontology annotation, molecular function: alkaline phosphatase activity.
AAAAGGUAUUUUAAUUGAAAAUAAAAUGUGGUGGGUUUUUAUUUUAUUGAGUUUAAUCAGUCUCGGAGAUGCAGGUGAUAUGCAUCGAAGAAGAAAUAUUAAACCAACCACAAAAAUCAACGAAGAAGAAUUAACUUCAGAGUAUUGGAAAAAUCAAGCGCAAAGUUUCCUUGAUAUGAAAUACAGCACAAAAAUUAAUACGAAUCACGCAAAGAACAUAAUCUUCUUUUUGGGGGACGGAAUGUCCAUCCCAACGUUAAAAGCGGCGCGAAUCUAUUACGGCCAACAAAUAUUAAAAGCCGAAAAGGAAGAGGCGCCUCUAUAUUUCGAACAAUUCCCAUAUUCGGGAUUAUCGAGGACUUAUUGCAUUAACACCCAAGUCCCCGAUUCAGCCUGCACAGCAACCGCAUAUCUUUGCGGAGUUAAAGCCAAUUACGACACGGCCGGAGUUACAGGCUCCGUUGAUUUAGGAAAUUGCACGGCGAGUUUAGACGAAAAGAAUCGCAUCGAUUCAAUCGCAAGAUGGUUCCAAUUGGAUGGCAAAAAAAGUGGGUUAGUUACAACGGCGAGGGUUACUCAUGCAACACCUUCAGCGAUUUAUGCCCACACCGCGCAUCGAAAUUGGGAAUGCGACGUUCCCGAAUACAUCGAAGAAACCGAACCGAUGCCUGAAGAUUGCCAAGACAUAGCGGUCCAAUUAAUUCAAUCCGAAACCGGUAAAAAUUUAAACGUAAUUAUGGGGGGUGGGAGACAAAUGUUUUUCCCCGAAACCGAAACAGGCCCUGAAGACGACGCAGGAAAACGAAAAGACGGCAAAAAUUUAAUUAACGAAUGGUUAGAACAAAAAGAAAAAGAUGGUUUUAACGAAACGUCAAAAUAUAUUUGGAACAAAUCCGAAUUAAAAUCGUUACCCGAUGAUACCGAUUACGUUUUGGGGUUAUUUGAAAGCUCCCACUGCGCGUAUCAUUUAGACGCAAACGAUGAGGAUCCUUCGUUGGAAGAAAUGACGGAAGCUGCAAUUAACAUUUUAAAAAAAGACGAUAAAGGUUUCUUUUUGUUGGUGGAAGGUGGCAGAAUCGAUCACGCCCAUCAUAAUAAUUUAGCGAGGAAAGCGCUAGAUGAAACCGUCGAAUUCGCCAAAGCGAUUCAAAAAGCGAAAGAAAUAACCGACGAAGAAGAUACUUUGAUUGUAGUAACCGCGGAUCACGCCCAUGUUUUCACCGUUAACGGGUACCCAUCGCGAGGAAACAACAUUUUUGGAAUUGCUGAUACAGCCGAUGAUAAUAAGGGAUAUACAACUUUGAGUUAUGCGAAUGGGCCGGGUUAUAGGGGUUACGGCGAAGAUGGGCGACCGGAAUACACAGAGGAAGAAUUAAGUGGAAAGGACGCGCCUUUUCCUGCGAUGGUUCCUUUAGAUUCUGAGACUCAUGGAGGUGAUGAUGUCGCAAUUUUUGCUACAGGCCCUUGGGCGCAUCUUUUUACGGGCUCAGUUGAACAAAAUUAUAUUCCCCACGCGAUGGCUUUCGCAGCUUGUGUUGGAGAUGGUGACACAAUGUGUUUACGUGGAUCUGGUAGUCACCAUUCAGCGUUAUCUCUAAGUAUCUAUGCGCUUUUAACAAUACUUUAUUACUUGUAUUGCAAAUGAUUGUGAUUUUAAAUAAAAAAUAAUUUAUGAAUUA